AUGAUGAUCAGCUUGGCAGAGCCACUCAGUGUGGACCUCGCGACAUCUCUGCUUUUUGUGGGAGCUGCGCUGUUAUUCUGCACUCUGUCCACAGCUUUUGUCACCAGAUGCAAACUGGCCGAAGAGCUGCCCUGGAUCACCCGAUGGAAUGCAGCCAUUGGGGGCCCACUGUUCCUACUGAGCGCCGUGUCGAGCACGGAAGCACGACGCCUUUGCAACAGCAUGGGUCAGCUCAUUUUCUUCAGGGGAUUGCUGCUGGGCGUCCUUCUCGCGGUCUUCCUGGCGCCGGUUGACGACUUUGACGCUGCCAUCUUCACCACCUUGGUUUUCAAAAGCAGGUUUACAAGGACGCCCUUCGUUAUCGCGUGGCUCAUUCUUUGGGCGAUGCAUAUCCUCACUGGGAUGGUGGCAGUCUAUCAAGUCCAGAUGCGCCAAGCCAGAAAAGACGAGGAGCGUCUUGUGCGGGACAUCGACCGCCAGCUCUAUGGUGCCCUUACGCCUGCAGCAAGAGCUGGAGCUGAGUCCGCAAAUCGACUCCCAGCUGCAGGCGAGUCGGCUGGUGUUCAACAACCUAUGCCUGGCAUACCUUCCGAAGGCCAGUCGCCAGGGCCUUUGAAAUCUCAGACCUUUGGUGAGAUGUAA
Messenger RNA from Effrenium voratum, 642 nucleotides. Lineage: Eukaryota; Dinophyceae; Suessiales; Symbiodiniaceae. The record is from the annotation of a GenBank genome assembly.